Penaeus vannamei (Pacific white shrimp) is the source of this 788-nucleotide messenger RNA. RefSeq lists its product as uncharacterized. The record is from RefSeq and is a predicted model, not a curated record. Lineage: Eukaryota; Metazoa; Arthropoda; Malacostraca; Decapoda; Penaeidae.
AUUCACUUGCCUCUUACUUGUCCGUGUUGAUCUCCCACAGUAAGCGUUCGAGACUGCUGUGAGAAAAGGGAACUUUCUACGCAUACUUGUCUUCAAAAAGGAAUACGUUUUGUAAAAUGCGCCACCUCCUCCUGUCAGGACUCCUCGUGGUCGACCUCCUCCUGUUGGCGGAGUCCUUCAUCCUUCCCCCUGGCUACGUCACCCCGCUCUUCCCGAAUCUUCCUGUCCCUGUUCUUCCUACGCUCGGGGUGAUUCAAGCCAGCGGACUGAUGCCUCUGUUGGUGUCUACGCUGAACGCUGUACAGGCCGCCACCAUUAUAGUUCUCUUCGCGACCGGGGGCUACAGGCGCAAGAGAAGUUCCAGCUCAGAAGGAUCAGCGAAUCCCGAAUCCCUCCUGCUCGCCGCUGUCGGCCGCCUGGACACUCACGGCUGCGUCCUCAAGUUGCUGUGUCAGCUGGAGGCCGAAUCCCCCGACGCGCUCUCGCCCGAGGAAAGGAUCUUCGCGGCUGUGUUCGCCGACCGCCUCGAGCUCUUCGCCAAGGACAGCGGCGCCGCGGAGGAACAUGCAGGCGAUGGCCAAGUGUGUGAGGCGUCAGGCGAUCGGUGUCCGCUCGAGGGCGAUCUCUUGAGAGGCUUGCUGCGUAGGGUUUGGAGUAGCUAUUCUGGGUGAAGGUUCAUCUUGCCAACAACAAUCAUAUCGCACCCACAAAUGCACAUAUACAUACAUACAUACAUACAUACAUUGCAUGGUAAGCCUUGGUGUGUGUGUGUGUGUGCAUUUUGUAUU